AUGGCGACCGAGAAGAAGGAAGCUGACAACGUCGCGAUCAGCGUCGACGUCCUCACCAAGUACAAGACUGCCGCCCAGAUCUCCGAGAAGGUCCUCGCCGAGGUGUCGAAGCUAUGCGUCCCCGGCGCUAAGAUCAUCGACAUCUGUGAGCAGGGCGACAAGCUCAUGGAGGAGGAGCUCUCCAAGGUCUACCGCGACAAGAAGACCAACAAGGGUUUCUCUCACCCCACCACUGUCUCCCCUGCCGCCUUCAUCACCCCCUAUACCCCUCUUCGGUCGGACGAGAAGGAGGCUGCCACCGAGAUCCAGCCCGGUGAGCCCAUCAAGAUCCAGCUGGGUGCCCAGAUCGACGGCUAUGGCACCAUUGUCUGCGACACGAUUGUUGCGAAGAACGCCAACGAUCCAGACGUCAUUGAGGGCCGGCAGGCGGACCUGUUCCUGGCCACCUACUACGCCAAUGAGGUCCUUCUCCGGUUGAUGGUCCCUCCAGGUCUCCUGGCUACUGGCACAGACGAAGAGAAGGCUAAGGCUGCUGCUGUUAAGCCGCCGUCGCAGGCCAAGAUUUCCAGCCUCCUGGAGAAGGUUGCUAAGGCCUACGACUGCAACAUCAUCGAGAGCACGACUUCUUGGCUCUUUGACAAAAACGAGAUCGAGGGCAAGAAGAAGAUUAUCUUGUCCCCUGGCGAGAAUAUCAAGGGUGAGGGCGUUCCUGAGGUUGGCGACGUCUGGGGCGUUGAGGUUGGCUGCAGUCUUGGGUCGGGCAAGGUCAAGCAGUUCGAGCAGCGCGCUACCCUUCACCGUCGUACCAACAACACAUAUGCCCUGAAGCGCCCGACUUCGCGCAAGAUCUACUCAGAGGUCCAGAAGAAGUUUGGCACCUUCCCCUUCAGCUUGAGGCAGCUGGAGGAUGAGCGCGAUGCCAAGUCUGGUGUCAUUGAGUGCGUGCGCGGCGGCGUCUUCAGGCAAUACGAGGUUACGGGCGACAAGGACAAUGCUCCUGUCUGCCGUCUCCUGACCACGAUUGCCAUCACCAAGAAUGGCAUCACCCGGAUUGGUGGCCCGCCGGCUUGGGAUCUCAGCAAGUUCAAGACGGACAAGAAGAUUGAGGACGAGGAGAUCCUCAAGAUUCUUGAGCAGCCCCUCUCGAAGAAUGCAGGCAAGAACAAGAACAAGAAGAAGAAGAAGAAGGCCAAGAAGGCGGCAGCCAAGCCGGACGAGGGUGAGGAGGAGAGCAGUGACGAGGAGUAA
Molecule: messenger RNA, 1248 nt
Organism: Thermochaetoides thermophila DSM 1495
Lineage: Eukaryota; Fungi; Ascomycota; Sordariomycetes; Sordariales; Chaetomiaceae
Product: putative curved DNA-binding protein
Exons: 4
Coding region: 1-1248 (415 amino acids)
Source: RefSeq, a predicted model, not a curated record